Talaromyces proteolyticus is the source of this 1432-nucleotide messenger RNA. Its product is annotated as oxidoreductase. The record is from RefSeq and is a predicted model, not a curated record. Lineage: Eukaryota; Fungi; Ascomycota; Eurotiomycetes; Eurotiales; Trichocomaceae. Gene Ontology annotation, molecular function: oxidoreductase activity, acting on NAD(P)H. The transcript has a single exon. The coding region runs from base 183 to 1214 and encodes 343 amino acids.
GGAAGAUCCUCGCCGCCGAUUUCAAUGCCUUAAGCAUGCCAUUCAUUGUUAUUAUUACUCGUUAUUCGUCCUUUAUCCUUAAUGUUGUCAUACACUACGCAUGGGAUAUAAGGGAAUGACCACUCCCUCGCACACCGCUCCCUGACGUUGUCGUGCGAAUAAUCCUCAGUCGACCACAAGCGAUGCCGCCAUCAAAUACUGCCGCCUGGGUUACCGUGCCCAAAGCGUAUCCGUUCACAGUCAAGGAGGCUGAAUAUACCCCGCCCAGCAAAGGCGAGGUAGUCGUCAGAGUCCAUGCGGUAGCGCUGAACCCAGUCGACUAUGCGCGUCAGGAGCUAGGCAACGAUCUUUUCUCAUGGACCAAAUAUCCUGCCGUCUUCGGGUCCGACGUCGCUGGUGAGAUAGUCGAGGUUGGCUCGGGAGCGACUUCGCGAUUCGGUGUCGGCGAUCGCAUCAUUGGACUUGCGCUAGGCCUUGGCAGCAAUAGGCCAGCUGACGGCGCCUUCCAGAAAUAUGUGAUUCUAACGGAAAUUGCUAUGGCUCAUAUCCCUCCUGGGCUUUCAUAUGAGCAAGCGGCCGUCAUUCCGCUUGGACUCUCCACUGCGGCUAGCGCGCUUUUUCAAAAUGAUUUGCUCGAUUUAGCUCUGCCUACGAUCCCUAGGCGCCCAGAAAAUGGUAAGACCGUCUUGAUUUGGAGUGGUGCGAGCAGUGUUGGAGUCAAUGCCAUUCAACUUGCUGUUGCUGCCGGAUACGAUGUCAUCUCUACGGCUUCUCCUCGAAACUUUACCUUAGUCAAGGAGAUGGGUGCCAGCCAAGUCUUCGACUACAAUAGUCGGACUAUUGUUGCCGAUAUAGUAGCGGCGUUCAAGAACAAGGAAAGUGUGGGCGCCUUUGCAAUCGGGCCUACUUCUUCUGGCCCAGUUUUUGAGAUAAUUAGUCAGAUUCAAGGUAAAAAGACUGUUAUCUUAGCUAACGGCCCUCCUAAAGAUGUUCCCACGGGUUUGGAGGCAAAAUGGGUAUUUGGUAGUUCUCUUUUGGACACAGAUGUUGGUCCGGCCAUCUUUGGGGAUUAUUUACCAAAAGCCCUUGCUAAUGGUACCUUUACUGCCGCGCCAGCGGCUGAGAUUAUUGGGAAUGGGCUAGAGAGCAUCCAGAAUGGGUUGAAUAUACUGAAGAAAGGAGUUUCCGCGAAGAAGCUUGUGGUUCUUUUGUAACGACAGAACUGGCCUGACGGACUGUUGUUUUCUCUUGUUCAAAUAAACAAACAACAAAGGACCAAUCUAAAUAUACUACAAUGAGGCACAGUUUGCCAAUUUUAAGCUCAUAAUAGUGCUUCCGACAUGAAUAGUUAAUAUUCAUGACCCUAUAGGUAAGAAACCUAGCAGGCAAGUAUAUUGCGCCUGGAAACCUCAAAAAAGGCCAAAAUCACUAA